CAAUGUUAAUCUCCUUUCAAAGUUGAAGUAAUUCAGGCAGAUGUCGUUAUGUUAAUUUACAGAUAUCUGUUCCGCACCAUUUUCAUUUCUGAUGAGUUCUGCUCAUAUCUAUUUCACAAAUUUUUCAACAUCUUUUGGUGGUGUGCCCUUUCAACUCGGCAUGAUUGUAUUUAUGCGCAGUCGGUCAUGUCAUCGUCAUGGUAUAGGCCCUACUACUGUUUUUUCCAUCAGGACCAACUAUGAUUCUGCUACUUCUGCAUAAUCUGUAGACCACAGACAACAUUGUCAGCUUUGUCCAGAGUUGGGCACACAUCAGGACUUUGAGUGCAAGACUUCUGUCACCGGCCAUGGAUUCAUUCCUGUUGGCGGCCGGCAUCCUCUACUUCCUGGCCAUCUCCCUGUGCGGCAUGAGCCUGGCCCUGCCCCUGUGGGUGGUCUCCAAUGUCCAGCGCUCGGACCUGAGCCUGGGCCUGCUGGUCCAUUGCCAGCAGAUCUAUGGCCGGCCCUGGGACUGCCGCUACGCCGAGGGCCCGCUGGAGUGGCUCCUGGCCGCCGUACUGAUCAUGCUGGGUAUUGUGGCGCUGGCCGUCGGCACGGGCAUGAUCAUCUUCUCCGACAAGCGGCCCCGGCUGCGGCGCUACCCCAAGUACAUGGGGCUGGCCGCCUGGACGCUCUUCUGCUUGGCCAUCAUGAUGUUCCCGGCUGGCUUUGACCUCCCACUGAUCGGUGGCAAUCCCUACCUCCUGCCCAACAGCGUCAAGACUGGCAUCUCCUAUGGCCUGUUCUUCACGGGCAUCAUCUGCACGUUCUUUGGGUCAGCUUUGGCACUGGGAAAGAUGUAUUAUGACAUCAUUGUUCUCCGAUAAACUUUUUUUUUUCUUUUUCCUAUGCCAUAUUAUUCCAUCAAAACUGUGACAAAUCAUGGACAAUCCGGCACAUUCAUAAUCUCACGUGAUGCAUGUACAUAGUGUAAAAUAGGCAGAGAUAAUAUAAAACAGACAGCGCACAUCAGUAUUUUUAAGUGAUGCACGUAAUGGAGUAACAGUUACGCUGAAUGGGCAGAAUUUGUGUCAAUUGUGAAUUGUGGCAUAAAGUCGUGUCUUGUUAAAGUAUUGUGUAUCGGUUUCGGGAACAUAUGUCAUCCAAUAACCAGGAACAAGCAGACCAACACUGUGGUGACAUCACGCUUGUGAGCAGGUGGCAGUGGUAGGCGUGCUUCGCAUGAAAAGUAAAAAAAAUUGUACAGAAAAGAUAAAUUUUUUUUUUUGUGCGGUAACGUGACAUUAUGGUAGCACAACAUGACUGGUGUAUGAAUAAUCUUUGCCCAAUCCUUAUUUUACCACUAGCUUGCAAUAUCUGACGGUGUCUAGUGACUACAUUCAAAUGGUUGGACUUGCUGAAUUUGCAUAUGUGACUGGGAAAGAGUUCUAUAUAUGGAAAAAACUAAUUUUCCCUUAAAAUUAAAAAUAGCCAUCAAAAAGUUAUAACGUCCUAAAAAGUGAAACUGCGCUAACACAAUUCCAAAGCAUUUACUUUGAAAAAGGGUUUCUUCAGCCAAGCUUCAAAGGUUUGUGCACAGGGCAUCAAGCGUUGUCCUUAUAUGGAAAUCUUUCCUAUGAUCAUCCCAACAGUUACAAUGGAACACAAAAUAGCACUUGUAGAAUUGAUAGGUUGGAUUUACGUGUAACUGCCUCAGUCAAGGAAACUGAUGUUUGGAAAUCGCUCAAAGAGGAGAAAUUUUUAAUAUGUAAGAAUCCGUUGUAAAUUGAAGUGCUUUAUAUAAGGGACAUUUGGUCAAAACUUCAGGCCAGGAGAGUGAUGCAUGUUGAAAUGGGAGCAGUUUGAAAACAUCGUUUCACAUGCGACCACGUUUAGUACUGGAGAACAAAGCCAUGUCUCCACAAGGAUACAGAGUUUGGAAUGUGUGAUCUGUGGAAGUGAGUCGUUACUCCUCAGUUCCCAGAGAUAAUUAUUUGGAGUUCUAGGCAGUGUCUCAUCUACUUUUAGCCAUCAAAUCCUCAGGACAGGCAAAACCAAUUUUGGAUAGCCAUUUUUUUCCUGUACAAAAUUUAGAAAGACUCCUUUUUGGUUUUGGUUUCAAACAAUCUGUAACACAGGUCAACAACUCUUCACAUUUCCUUCCCAAAUAUUGGGUACAGCAGAAAUACAGCCUUAGAAUAGCACUUAAGGGUGUUGGCUUAAACAAUUUCACUGGGAGGGGAUGGGCAGUUGUUAACAUCGUCUAGGAAAGGACAGGUAGCUAUUUCAGUCCUAGACGACAAUGGUUAGAGGCCUUUGUAUUAUAAUGUAAACCAAUAUGAUCCCUCAACAUCUGUCACUCGCAUGCACUGUCGUCACUGAUCAGGAUACCAAACUGAGUGAUGCCUCAAAAUAAAGAGUUUCAGUUUGCUCUCUCCAAUACUUGUUAAACAAAACUGGCCCUUGUUGUCAUUUGACAUAUUUUCACGGAGCGGGUCCCACGUGGAAAAGGGCGACGUCACUCUGCAUGACGCUGCAUGCAUUUUACCCUGGCCAAGAAUGCACAUCUUUCUGAACAUAAACCUGCAUGCAGACUUAAAAAAGCACUUCAAAAUGCAGCCAUACAAGAUAGGUGGAGUGAAGUGGCUAAACAGAACGAGUUAGAAAAAUAUGUUGACAAGUUUAACAUCAUGCGGGUCUGUAUUUCUAGACUUCAGAGGACGAGUCUUGGUGGUACUCGGAGUUAAGUAUUAUUCACUGACUAUACCACACGGGAGAAAGGAUUUGAAUUUUAUCUGAAAUAAAAAGAGCAAACCCCGUCUCAUGGUUAAUGUAAAAACUGCUGCCUCGGCUUGUGUCUUCUUCAAAGAAUCUUGGUUGAGAAUUCAAAUCGGUGUACUGUAAAUAAGGUCAAAAUGGUGCCUGCCGGAAGAGUAACGGUAACCUAUUGAUCCCAUUUUUGUUCCGACCACCAAUUAUUGAUCAACCAUGGAAAAUAACAAUUUCUAAUUAUUCUUGGUCUUCCUUAUAUUACCAGAGGCAGCACAUAUUGUCUUUGGUCGGCUGUUAGCACUGUGUACAAAUAUUUGCACGGCAGGGAGCAUUGAAAAUUCAAACCAAGGAGAACGAUGGUGGCAUCAAAACAUGUGACAUUUUGUUACAGCAUCUUGUUGGUGCUUCCAUUAAUACAGGUAAUGACAUCCUGUUUCGAACUGGGGGAAAAAAAUCAGUCAAAUCUGUUGUAGAUGCGAUUUUGAAGAUGUCCAUAUUGAAUAAAAUGCCGAGUUAAUCAAAUGUAAAGAGCAUUGCCGCUGCGAAGAAAAAAUCAACAUAGAAAUGUUUGCAGCAGUACUGUCUUAGAAAUGAGGUCAAAGCCGAACUUUGUAUCAAUUUUUCAGAUUCGUAAAAAAGGCAAUAAUAAACAACAUACGUAAUUCAAUAAUUCAUGAAAA
Messenger RNA from Acanthaster planci (crown-of-thorns starfish), 3431 nucleotides. RefSeq names its product modulator of smoothened protein-like. Gene Ontology annotation, cellular component: ciliary membrane; Golgi apparatus. The record is from RefSeq and is a predicted model, not a curated record. Gene Ontology annotation, biological process: negative regulation of smoothened signaling pathway. Lineage: Eukaryota; Metazoa; Echinodermata; Asteroidea; Valvatida; Acanthasteridae.